AUGACGAGAGUGGCAUUAGUCGUGAUUUUAGUACUCUUUUCGAUCUCCAGCGUGAGCUUCGUCGAUUCCAUGAUGCCAGAGAGCCUGGGAAAAUUUCUAGGGACCUUCGGCCCGGUUAAACAAGUGAGGAUACCUGAUUUGCUGAAUCAGUUGUGCAAUCAGUCGCAGGGUCCUGGCGCGACGAUGCAACGCGACGCUUGUUACGGUUGCUUCUACCGUGCCAGCAUCUUACCGCAGGGUUACUCCAUGCUAGCAGCCAUGUCCACGUGCGCCGACACUUAUCUCAACAACACCAACUACGGUCAUUGCCAGGCCUAUUUGCGAAAUGCGACCAGUAUGCCAAAUACACGAAGUCCUACGUUAAUAUACUGCUCGUUCUUAGAAUGCAUUCGUCAAGUCAAUAAGAACAGUUUGCUUAGGGAAUGCGUUGGCGAAGCCGCAAGAGUGUUCCCUAACGUCAACAACAUCUACGUCAACCUCACGAACGCGCAGCUCUCGCAAUUGUUCAUCAACACCACCGCCUGCGUGCUGGCGAAGACCCGUUGCUCCUACCUGAAUCCGGUUACCGGCGAGCUUCAGGACGGUGACGUCGCCAACAAGUUGCACCUACCCUCGCUGAACGCCAUCCUCGUCAACACCGAUUACGACAUCAACAUCGUGCAGCUGCCGUUCCGUUACGGCAGCGUCGACGUGUGCGCCAAGUAUAGAAACGUCGAGCAAGCGAGUUGGCCCAGUGUCGCGUGUUAAUUUACAAACGGAUAUUAUAUCGCGCCAAGUGCCGGGCCGGUAUCCACGACGCUAAAUGACGCGCGGGAUGAUUUUACCAAGCGACCGUUGCAGAAUGAGAUUACCGAGUGUGCCGUUGUUCGCAAUAAAGAUUUGUUUCCGUUGGCGCCAACAUUUCGAUCAUUUCUAUCUCCUGGUUUCUCGC
Molecule: messenger RNA, 931 nt
Organism: Temnothorax curvispinosus
Lineage: Eukaryota; Metazoa; Arthropoda; Insecta; Hymenoptera; Formicidae
Exons: 4
Coding region: 1-747 (248 amino acids)
Source: RefSeq, a predicted model, not a curated record